This is a messenger RNA of Brugia malayi, 657 nucleotides long. RefSeq lists its product as uncharacterized. Gene Ontology annotation, cellular component: nucleosome. Bases 1 to 657 code for a protein of 218 amino acids. The record is from RefSeq and is a predicted model, not a curated record. Gene Ontology annotation, molecular function: DNA binding; structural constituent of chromatin; protein heterodimerization activity. The transcript is spliced from 6 exons. Lineage: Eukaryota; Metazoa; Nematoda; Chromadorea; Rhabditida; Onchocercidae.
AUGAUGUGGAGAACUGAGCACCCUGGAAUCGAUCGUGGCGUUGAUGGUGCUGCUGAUGGUGCUUCCUCUCCUGAAAUCAGAGCUGUGGUACCUGAGCUGUACAAUUUGCUCUACGAUUUCAACUUUUUUGGGAAAGAAGCUUUUAUGGCGGUACUGGACAGUUUGCUUGCAAAAAAAGAAGAUAAAUCGAGUGUGCCGUCUUCACCAAAUACGAGAAAGAAUAAAGGAGGUCGGCCACCAGCUGGGAAGCGAGGCGGUGGAAAAGCCAAGAAAAUAAGCAAGUCAGCUCGUGCUGGACUACUGUUUCCUGUAACCAAGUUUCAUCGAUUGCUUAGGAAAGGUCGCUAUGCGAGACGGAUCUCUCAGUCCGCAGCUGUUUAUUUGAGUGCUGUCAUCGAAUAUCUUUCUGCAGAGAUGUUGGAGUUAUCCGGGAAUGCUUGCCGAGACAAUAAACGUCAGCGACUUAUCCCCCGUCACAUUGUACUUGCUAUGAAGAAUGACGAGGAAUUGAAUCAGUUCUGCUCUCGAGUUACCUGUCCGGGUGGUGGCGUCCUGCCAUUCGUACAUCCGGCUUUGUUCGCAAAAGGGGCAAACUCAGUACCACUGCGACCAGUACGGCGAAUUAGCACCAGUUUGUGCGAGCCAGGAACCACAUAA